Nerophis ophidion (straightnose pipefish) is the source of this 2841-nucleotide messenger RNA. RefSeq names its product nuclear transcription factor Y, beta a (gene nfyba). The record is from RefSeq and is a predicted model, not a curated record. Gene Ontology annotation, molecular function: DNA-binding transcription activator activity, RNA polymerase II-specific; RNA polymerase II cis-regulatory region sequence-specific DNA binding; protein heterodimerization activity. Gene Ontology annotation, cellular component: CCAAT-binding factor complex; nucleus. The transcript is spliced from 7 exons. Lineage: Eukaryota; Metazoa; Chordata; Actinopteri; Syngnathiformes; Syngnathidae. Bases 1647 to 2426 code for a protein of 259 amino acids. Gene Ontology annotation, biological process: regulation of transcription by RNA polymerase II.
AAUUCGAAAUCGUAGUUUUCUAUUUUUUUAUUUAAUAAAUUAUAGGUGUAAUUAUUUCAGUAUAAAAGUGUACAAAGUUAUUUGCUUUGGUCAUUAAAUGAUGAUAAUCGUGGGCCAGGCCAGACAUACAUUACGUAUUCAACGCUUAAAUCUCUAGAGUCUACAUCAACUUCAGAUCUAUCCAUCCAUUUAUGUGUUUUAUUUGUUUGUUUCGUUUUCUGCCCUUUUUGUUAAAGAAAACAGAGGCAGUAUUUGUGAUUGAUAACACUUUUGGCAGAUCAAAAUUUAAGAAAUUGUACCGGAAAGUUUAUUACUCUGAAGACGACCAAUAAAAACGCAAUAAACGGAAGGGGAAAUUUGACCCGUCAAAUAUGAGCAAAACAAAACACAGAUGGAAAGCAAUAAUUGCUAAAAAAAACAAACAAACAAGCAAACUGGAGUUUUGACCCAGAGAAAGCAGGGUCAGUAAAAAAUAAUUUAAAAUCUGCGUCCUGGAGACGCGUGGACUUCCGGAAAUGCGCGCCCUUUCUGAGUUCAAUGCACAAAAAGUGCAUUAACGCCAACCAUGGAUUUACGAGAAACCGGACCGGUCUUGUAAAGAUGACCGCAGUGAUAUAAAUGUCAUUUGUCUGUGAUAAAUAUGAAGUUUGAUCCUGAAAUGUAAACCACUGCCAUACCAUUUUUAGCACUAACCUCUUCCAUGCAAUGUCAAAGGGGCUCAGGAUUUUAGUUGUGGCCGUUUUUGGUCAAUCAGACUUUCAAAAUGUCAUAUGACUUCCACAAUAUUUACCCCAUUUUUAAAAGGUUAGUAUGGGGCGGGGGUCGGCAACCCAGAACGUUGAAAGAAAAACAAAAAAAAAACAACUCUGUCUAGCCGCAAAAAAUGAAAAGCCGUAUAUACUGUAAGUGUUAUAAUGAAGGUUUUUACAUUAGCUACAAUAGCUUACUAACAAAAUGACUGUCGCAAAUCUUCCCUGACAGAAAUGUUGAAAUUUAGUUUACACAUUUUUACAACAUGAGAAACCAUUAGUCAAUUAGAGGCUACUCAAGGUGAGGUAACUCCUGGAAAUUACUGGCAUUUAAUGGGCCAAAGGUAUAGAUGUGUGUGUCCAAGUUAAAGGAAACGGCAGGCAGUCUUCUUUUAAUAGAUUUAUUACAAUCUUUGGCAAGCUAGGUAAUGUUUGCUGUGGUCUGGAACAACAUGGCACACAAACAACUAUCUGAAAUGCAGCUAUUAUUACAUACAGAUAAUAUGUCAUGAGACAUGAAAUACUAAAUGAUAUAUAUUAAAGGAUAUUAAAUGAGCUCAAAUAUACCUAUAAACUGAGGCAUAAUGAUGCAAUAUGUACAUACAGCUAGCCUAAAUAGCGUGUUAGCAUUGAUAUGCCUGAUUAGCAGUUUAACAAAUCAAUAACAUCAACGAAGCGCACCUUUGUGCAAUCCCGCACAGUGUAAAAUGUUUGGUGGACAGAAUCGAUACGCACGAUGUUGUGUCAAAACGCGCAUACCAUGUGCAUAAGCAGAAACAUUGACGCUACUCAUGAGCGCAACGUUUAGUCAGCACUGCGGCCAAUACACACGUUUGAUUCAUCGAAGUAUUUUAAUUCAUAUUUAUACUGAAAAUGUAAUUCCAUUGUACUUUUUAAAUGCAUACAAUCAAACAUGUUACCAAAAGUACCACAAACUCUUGGCUAAAUAGUUGUGUUCCACUUUUUAAAAACACAAAACCUGGAUUAAAAGUAACUAUUUCCCUUGAAAUAUUCUGUUUACUAUUGGACCUAACCCAAACCAGUCACAUGACUGGAAAGCCCCAGCAACAGUUUGUCAUCCAAGUGAUGGACGGGGACGGUUCCACUACCGACGCCUCCCAGUUGGGCAUCGCUGGGGAGUACAUACCAUCCACACACUACGUGCUCCAGCAAGAUGGUGAUGACGAUGCUGACGAUGGUAUGAACGACCAUGAGGAAGGGGGCUCAAAGGACAACUACAGGGAGCAGGACAUCUAUCUCCCCAUCGCUAAUGUGGCUCGCAUCAUGAAGAACGCUGUCCCACAAACCGGAAAGAUCGCCAAAGACGCCAAGGAGUGCGUGCAGGAGUGCGUGAGCGAGUUCAUCAGCUUCAUCACCAGCGAGGCCAGCGAGCGCUGCCACCAGGAGAAGCGCAAGACCAUCAACGGCGAGGACAUCCUGUUCGCCAUGUCCACGCUGGGCUUCGACAUGUACGUGGAGCCACUCAAGCUCUACCUGCAGAAGUUCCGAGAGGCAAUGAAAGGGGAAAAAGGGAUGCCUGUGACGGACGGCCUUGGAGAGGAGCUCACAGACGACGGCUUCAGAAUUAUUACUGCCGAUGGCCAGCAGCAGAACGUCAUGGUGUACACCACCUCAUACCAACAGAUUCCCAACGUGCAGCAGAUCCAGUUCUCCUGACAAGUUUCUCCUCCAGCUGCAACAAGUGGCCUGUGCUCGCCAGGUGAUCUCUGACCCUUGAGGCCGUGAGAGGAAAGGUGUGUGGGGAAGGAUGGAGGGUGGGGGGGGGGGCGGUGUAGCAUCUGCCCCACCUUGAUGUACAGACCAAUCAUGAGCUGUGUUGUAGAAAGUCUAGUUUGUAGUUUAUGGUACAAAUCAUCUCAACCAUCUUUCAUUUUAUUCUUUUUGUGCAUCAUAAUUAAUAAUGUAAUGCCUUUUGCUCUUUUUGGCUUACUUGGAGCCACUUUUCCCCCAAUUCCAUGAUGUUUGUGUGACGCCAGCUCUUUUGUAAAUUCUCCACUUGCUCUGUGUCCAUGUCAUUAAAACAAAAAUGUCCACAACAGUUUUAUUUAUAGCAUUAAAAUAAUCUGUGAAA